Acanthaster planci (crown-of-thorns starfish) is the source of this 2149-nucleotide messenger RNA. RefSeq names its product ribosomal L1 domain containing 1 (gene rsl1d1). The record is from RefSeq and is a predicted model, not a curated record. NCBI's taxonomy places the organism in Eukaryota, Metazoa, Echinodermata, Asteroidea, Valvatida, Acanthasteridae.
GAUCUCCGAUAGAGGGCGCCGUGUUAUUGGUAGGGAUCCUAGACUUCAUUGCAGAGUUGUGCACGUGGCAGACUGAAUAAAUGUUUGCACGUGCAACUAGACUUGCAAGGGUGCCAACUCCACGGGUCCGGAUCCUGCCGAUUCCGUUCAGAUUCCAGACGAGCAAACUCUAUUUUGUUUAGCUAAAAUGGCAAGCGAAAAACCGGAAUAUACAGGCAACAGAAAGAGCCGUCUUGUCGAAGGAACUGUGAGAGAAGCGGCAGCAGCCCUAUUGGCCUUCCACAAGAAGAGAGACGACAAGACAUCGGAGGCUGUUCUUCUCAAUCAACACAGCGAGAUCAAACUUAUCAUCUCCCUCUGGAAGAUCACCGGCAAGAAAGCAAAGACUUACCCUAUAAAUAUUCCUCAUCCUUUGAGAACACCAGAGACUGAGGUUUGCCUGUUUGCCAAAGAUGACGAUAAUCAUGACUCUGAGGCAACUGUAAUACAUUACCAGGAACUGCUGCAGAGUAAAGGGGUCACAGAGGUCAAUGAGGUGAUGCCCCUGCAGGUACUGAAGAAGGAGUACCAGGCGUUUGACUCUCGCAGACAGUUGGCCAAACGAUACGACAUCUUCCUGGCCGAUGAGAGAAUCUUCAGGCUCAUGCAUGUCCACCUUGGUAAAGAAUUCUACCGAAGGAAAAAGUAUCCCAUUACUGUUAACAUGAAGAAGGUGAAUUUGAAGGCAGAAAUACUGAAAGCCAUCAACCCAACAUACUUCAUCCUCACCAAUCGUGGAAACACAAAUCACUUAGUCGCUGCUCACACCGGCAUGACAGUUGACCAAGUAACAGAGAACAUCAUGGCAGCAGUGCAAGGAGUAACAUCCAUCCUCCACUAUGGUUGGCCAAACAUCAAAGCCUUGUAUGUCAGGACAGACGAGUCUGUCUCGCUGCCACUGCACACAUCACUUGUGUUUGAGAAGUGGGAACAGAUGCCCAAUAUAGAUCAUCAAGACAUCUGGAGAUUGAAGAAACAACUUGAGAAGAGCGGGGAUAAACAGCCAACCAAACCAAGAAUCACACCAGAAGAAGAUGCCAAAGCAAAGAGAUUCAAGAAAAGGUCCAAGAAGGAAGAUCUCACAGGGCAGUCAUCAAGCUUGGAGGACAAAAAGAAUGUGAAGAGAGCGACUAAACGGAAAGCUGAAACUGAAGGUGAUGUGGUUGAUCUCAAAGAUCUCUUGAAGAUACCCGUGAGGAGACUGAUCAGAAAGAAAACCAAGAUUGCUGCACCCUUGAAGAAAGUAAAGAUAACUAAGCAGAAGGUACCAGGAAAACGAUCAACGAAGAAUUUGUUGGCAAAGAAAACACAAAGAAAGUAGGAUAUCAGUUGUUGGUAAUAGAAGAGGGAAUAACAAUGGCAAAUAUGUCAUAAGCAGGUCUCUGAGUUGUACAUUUAACUAUUAAUGGUAUUGUGAUUGGGGCAGGUAUUUAAACCUGUGGGGUUUUGUUUAUACAUUAUACAACAUAGGCCAAACUAUCCACAGGGGAAGUCAGAUCCAAGCUAAGUGUCAGAUUUGGGAUGAAAUUUUAAAGGCUGCAAGGUAUUUAAACCUGUGGGGUUUUGUGUAUACAUUAUACAACAUAGGCCAAACUAUCCACAGGGGAAAUCAGAUCCAAACUUAGUGUCAGAUAUGGGAUGAAAUUUUAAAGGUUGGAAGGAGGUGCAAACGGUUGGCCUCAGUUGUCAUACACAUUUGGUUCAGUUAAGCCUUGACACACAAAUUGCAAGAAUUGACAUUCACAAGUUUAUUGAUUAUAAAUGAUUUUUAUUUAUCAAUUCAUCAGUUUAUCAAAACUCUAUUUUUGCUUGAAUCAAUCUACUUGGCCAAUUAAAUGUUAUUAGCUAAGUCUUGUGGAAGGGGACACAUACCAUGUUCAAACCUGUAGGAAAUAAACACCAUACUUUACUUUCAGUAACAAAUAGCAUUUCCAGUCAAAUAAAAGAUAUGAUAAGUCCGUAAUCAUCAAAGAAUUCAUGACUUUGUUUCUAUCAAAUGAAAGUAAAAGAAACUCAAAUUCUAUGAAAUUACAGGCUAAAUGCUAAAACAUACUUGAAUUCUACAUUUUGUUUCAAACAAAAAUAAAGUAGUAAUGACUUUUCAACACAA